CUUUCUUUUGCAAAUACUCGGCACAAAGGCCUCUGGACUUUAGAAAAAACAAACACUUUUUCUGUGAUAAUUGAACAGCAUGGAUCUUGACGACGACGAUUUUCAACAACCUUUGGGAGCUGGUAAGAGCUUGAAACGCAAGGCAGAGGAUGCAGGCAGCAACAAGAACAAGAAAAUUAGAGCGAUCGAUCCUAAGGAUUAUUUUGCUACGGUAAAGAUAUCCAGGGGCAACAAUAGCAGCAAGAAAAAACCGCAAUCGAUCUUGCAGGAUACCGACGAUAUGGAAAUUAUCAAGGGCAAAAAGAGCACCGCUGCUCCAGCAGUGUCACCGAUUCCUCAAGAGCAAAAGCCGCCUAAACCUGUAGAGAAAGAACGAAAGCAACAGCAGCAAACGAAACCAUCAACAACAACACUUAAUCUUUCUGCAGCUUCGCUAUCUGGCUCAAAGAUCGCGGCUGAUGCAUCAUCAUCCACAGCAACAAAGGAUAGCAGCAAUGAUACGACAUCUAAGAGUAAGCAGACAGCAGCUCCAGCACGCACUUUAUCGUCUAUAACUGUUACUGAAAGCAAGACUCCGAACGAAAAGUCUACAAAGCAAGCUGAUCAGGAUAUCAUGUCUGCUUUCAAAAUGGGGCAACGCAGCAGUGGUUCAGCCGGAGCAGCAGCAUCUUCGUCGUCAUCGAAAGCUACCAGCAGCGGUGCUUUACGACAAAUCAAUACCACCCCAGUAAAGGCAGAAGGAUCGAAGCAGGGUCCUGGUACAGGUACCCCACAGGCUUUGGGUAGUCGGCCGUUACCUAUCGGUAAAGAUGGUUGUUUCACAGGCUCAGUAUUCGUCUUCUCCGGGACUCUCGAUUCAAUGACUAGCGACACUGCCCACGAGAUCGUCGAGCGUUAUGGCGGCAACGUUACCACUGAAAUGAACUUUAGCACGACCUAUUUGGUACAGGGACGUGGAUCUGAUCCUGCUGCUGUUAAGAAAGCAGACAAGUACGGAACGAUUGUAGUUGAUGAAGAUGGAUUUUAUAAACUGGUGACAAGGUCUUUGCCGUCCAAGUCUCAAAAAUUAACUUCUGCCUCGACUUCUACCGUGUCUUCAUCUGCGUCAUUAAAAGGAAAAGGAAAGGCGAUAGCUGCUUUGGUGGAUAAACGAGAACCAAUCCCGGUUGAGCAGCUGUGGACUGAAAAGUAUAGACCAAAAAAGAUUAGCGAGAUCGUGGGCAAUAAGGAAGUGGUCAAACAGAUCGACCAAUGGCUUAAAGACUGGCACAGGAAUCUCAACGCCAAUAAUAACAGCAAUAUUAAGAGUGGUGGUAGUAGCGGAAAGAAAUCCAAUGGCUCACCGUCCAACUUUAGAUCGGUCUUAAUCUCAGGUCCACCAGGAGUAGGAAAAUCUACUACUGCACAUGUUGUUGCCAUCGAAAAUGGAUAUGAGGUGCUCGAGUUUAAUGCAAGUGAUGUUCGUAGCAAAAAGGCGCUUGAGGACAUCCUCGGUGAAAUGGUUGACAAUCGAACAAUGACAGAAUUUUACAAGCGAGGUGCUCCAAGUCCAGUUUCUGUUAAAGGGAAGAAGGUUGUAUUGGUGAUGGAUGAAGUGGAUGGCAUGACAAGCGGUGACCGUGGUGGAGCUGUUGAACUCGCUGGGAUGAUCAAAAACACCAAGAUACCCAUCAUUUGCAUCUGUAACGAUAUCCGGUCUCCCAAAGUGGCACCAUUGAAGAAUGUUUGUUUUGAUGCACGAUUUAAGAGAACACCUGUCAACCAAAUUCGAUCCAAAAUCAUGUCCAUUGCCUAUAAGGAAAAUCUAUUCAUCAAGCCUGCAGCUGUCGAUGAACUUGUACAAGCUACACACAAUGAUAUCCGCCAAGUUAUCAAUAUUCUUUCAACAUAUCGAUUGGCAAGUAAAAAGAUGAGUGAUGAAGAUGCAAAGGCUGUUGCCAAGGCAAACGAAAAAGAUUCUACUAUGAACCUGUUUGAUAUUCCAGAUGCACUCUUCAGUACCCCCUCAUGGUACAACCACACGCUCGCACAAAAAUUGGAUAUCUAUUUCUAUGACUAUGGAUUGACGCCUCUCAUGGUUUUUGAGAACUAUCUAAAGUUCCGUCCUGACAAGCCAAACAAACUAUGCAAAACCGGUCGGCCUGCUGAACUGGCAGCAUUGGAGAUGAAAAUGGCAGCACAAGCAGCAGAGGCUAUGGCGGAUGGUGAUCUUGUAAACUCAAUGAUUCACGGGAGUGUCCAACAAUUCUCGCUUAUGCCUGUUGAAUCGGCUUUGGGCUGUGUGCGUCCAGCAGGAUUCAUGCACGGAACUUCCAGCGGGUUCAAUUUCAAUUUCCCAGGAUGGCUCGGUCAAAAUUCGAAAGCAGGAAAGUUUGAUCGUAUGGUGAAUGAAAUGAGAAGCAACAUGCGAUUCAAUGCGACUGCGGACCGUAAUCAAAUUCGACAACAUUACGUUCCUACACUCAACGAUCGGAUAUUCAAGAGCUUGGCUGAAGAACGCUACGAUGAUGCCAUGGCAAUUCUGGACACUUACUACCUCAACCGCAAUAGUUUGGAGUCAUUAAAUGAGUUAGAUCUGAGCCCCCAGAAACCAAUGUCCAAGCUUCCAACUAAAGCAAAGUCUGCAUUUACACGCAAGUAUAACAAGGCUUCACAUCCUAUGCUGCGUAGGCCCAAAGAAAACAAUGAUAUUGUCAGACGCAAGGGUACAUCAGCAAGUAAUAUGCCCACGGAAGAUUCUGAAGGCGAGGAUGAGCGUGAUUAUGGCGCAGACGUGUCUGAGGAAGAGGAUGUUGACUUUUAGGUCAUGAUAUCAGCUGAUAUUGCCGAUUGCUUGUAUUGCGAAUGUUGUCAGCAUGGUUCUUCAAACCAUACAUAGUAUCUCAUUUAAACCCAUUCAUAACUUAAAUGGAAACUCAAAUUUAGUAAAAAAGAUGAUCGUAAUAAUAAUGUAAAAUGUUUAUGAGGAUG
Zychaea mexicana is the source of this 2970-nucleotide messenger RNA. Its product is annotated as replication factor RFC1 C terminal domain-containing protein. Bases 80 to 2803 code for a protein of 907 amino acids. The transcript has 19 exons. Gene Ontology annotation, biological process: DNA replication; DNA repair. Gene Ontology annotation, molecular function: DNA clamp loader activity; ATP binding; ATP hydrolysis activity. Gene Ontology annotation, cellular component: DNA replication factor C complex; nucleus. The record is from RefSeq and is a predicted model, not a curated record. NCBI's taxonomy places the organism in Eukaryota, Fungi, Mucoromycota, Mucoromycetes, Mucorales, Lichtheimiaceae.